AUGUCGUUGCCUAAAAUUCUGCUUGAAGGUAUACAAGAAGUCGGCGCUAAUGAAGGAUUCACAGAGACCAUUUAUACUUUCGCUAGAGUUGAAAAGAUGCCGGAUAAUUAUGGUUGUAUUUCUGUGAGUCCAAACGGUCGUAAGAUUGCCAUAGUUGAUCCUGAGGCUACUGUUAUAAAAAUUUAUAACGUAGUAAUAGACGGCAGCAUAACGCCUUCCGAUGAGAUAUUGCUCCCGUCAAACUUUGCAAGAAAGUUGGAAGCUAAAGAAGUUCAUUACUCACUCGCAAUAUCCGACGAAUGUACAAUAGCAAUAUCAGUAUUCAACGUAUCGCCCGACACUCUUCCUGAUGUUAAAUGGUCUAGCGAAUUAAGCGAGGUAGACGUAAGCGAUGACAAUAAACUCUGUCUGCAUUAUUUGGCUGUCGGCACUACUAGAAUAGUAGUCACUCGGGAGGGCAAAAGCCUCGAUACUCUGACAAUCGCUGGCAUUAUUCGAUUUGUUGACGAGAACACACUGAUCGUCCUUCAAAAUGAAAACGCCUUUACGCUUUUUCACAUAAACAAGAAUGAUAAAAGAAAAAUUGCAUAUCCACCAGCAAUGACGGAGCGUCUAUCGUUAGUAGAGGUAUAUGAGCAAACUUUGUUGCUACAUAGAUGUUCUGUUGGUAAAUGGCUUAUAAGUAAUGAUUUAUCAAAAGGACUUGAUGCUUUCGACAUGACUAGUGGUGAAUUGAUACAAAAAUUUCAAAAAGCUCCUGGUAAUAGCGCCCUUAUUCCCUUUGCUGCAAAAUCCUCCGACUCGAAGUUUCUGGCUGUUUGCGAUGAAGACGGACGGGUGAGCCUAUAUCUCACGGAAAAUGGUAUACAUAUAACCACUCUUAAGGCGGAAAUAUAUGGACAAUUCUUAUUCGCUGCGUUUAUUAACGAUGAUAAGAAACUGUUUACCAUUAUUGAACAUGACGGCAGUUAUUUCAGUGUAAUUUAUGAACUCUCAGACUUUUACACCAACACAGAAUAUCAUUCAUCCAGUUGGCAUUUAAAAAAAUAUUUUGGAUUUGGAAAUUUAAAGAAACAAAACCCAAUAGUACAGACUAUGGCUGGACUAUUCUAUCUCGAGGCCAAUGGUAAACCAACAAGAAUAGACGUGGAUUCGAUCGCCUCGUAUGCGUUUAGCGAAGAUACAAUUUCUCGCGAUGAUAAAAAGGUUAUUCGGAAAACAGUUGAUGAACAGCCAUAUGAAAUCUCUAAUAGAUUGUCUCUCACUGUUUCCGAAAAGAAAUCCAAAGCACGUCAUCCGUUUAUACAUGAUACUACCGAUUUUGAGCCAUGGGACAGAACAGGACGACCACACAGAUCAGAAUGUCUGGAUAAGUCAAGAUGUUUAUUCCUGAUCGUUGGAGAGGAUACAAUACAGAUAUGGGAAGAUCGUACCAAUGCACUAUACUUUUGGGCAGCACAUGAUUUUAUAUCUGGUCAAUCGAAGACAUCUGAUAAACACGAUAAGUUUAGUAGAUUUGAGAAGUUCGAUAAAUCCGAUAAAACCGCAAAAAUUGAGUAUCACAAAUGCCGACGAAACGGAGAUCAUUUAAUAAUAGACGUAAAAACUGAUGACAAACCAGAGGAAACUACUAUUUCCUUGUACGAUGUGUUUAACGAAGACAUGCGUUUAAGGCAGUCAGUGGUGUCACUCGUUAAUAGUUUGGCUUUUAUCAAGUGGAUACAGCAUCAACAGACAUCCCGUAAUUCAAAAAGGAUACGUGAUCUUGAACACUAUACAUGUCAAGCCAUCCAUGAUGUAAUUGCAAAUCAACCAGACGUUUGGCAGUUAAUGGAUUCAAAAUAUAAAAUUAUGAAAAUUUUAUUACGUGCACAUUGUGACAAGAUUAUAGCCGAGAUAUUGAAACCGGAGAGUCGUUUACAUCGACCGCAGUUUUAUGGCGAUGGACAUUACUAUUAUGAAAGCGAUUUAACUGUUGCAUCUGGAAUGAGUAGAGACUGUUUGAGAAAAUUGUUAGACUAUUAUAGUCAGAACACAUUGGCAUUAGAUACAGUUGGCUGGAUGUCCACGUUCUCACGUGCUUUACCAUUGUUAUAUAGCAAACAUCGAGAUAUCAUUGACGAGUUUUUCGCGAGAUCAGCUGUCUUUGGAGCGAUGACUGUCGAUGCCAAUAAAUUUGACUAUUGCAAUAUUGGUUUAUCUCCGGAACGACUAAAGACCGUUCGACAUUAUGGACUAAAAUCUCUCAACACUUUUGCAUCAUUGGCCAGGGGGUCACAUAAACCUGUACCAGACGAGAACAAACAGGCUAGAUUCGGAACUUUGUGUCUGGCUCCUCUACCUGAAUUCGAUGCCUACGGUAGUUCAACAGAGUGGAAAGUUCGAUUCUCAAGACCGGUAUUUUUACGAAAGGUGGCGGAACGGUUAUCUCAGUUCUCCACACCAUCGUUCUUACUUUGGAUUCCGGCGGUUAACGUUCUGUAUAUGUUGUUCAUGUCGAGAUCCACCAAAUGCACACAUAGCCCUUUCCUCAAUCUAUUUAAAUUGCUUCCAUCCAAUUCUUUGUUCGAGAGUCCCUGUAUGGAGGCUGUGGUCGAUUUUAAAUGGAGGAAAUAUGGGCAGAACAAAUUUACUCAAUAUCUAAUAUACUAUUGUGUAUGUUUCAUAAUGUUUUCAGUGUUGGUAUGGAAAUGGCUCAAUGACGAGCGCUCGCAAUUGAUGAAAUUUUACGCAGUUAUAAUGGUUUUCAGCUAUGUAUUCUUCCUGCUGUUCGCUUUGAAGAAAUUGAAAGUGAAUCCGAGAAGUACUUAUGCAUGGGUCGAGUUAUUGACCAUCAUAGCUGCCGUUGGGGCCAAUAUUCUCAUGUUUCUGGAUGCUAUUGGUGUUUUAAAGAAUGGAUCGCAGCCCAUCAUAAUCUAUUCUGCGUUUGCUAUUCUCAGUCUAUGGGUGCAAUUUAUUCUGAUGCUUAGAGUCGUAAAAGGCAUUGGACAUUAUGUCAGCACUCCUAUAUCAAUACUUAAACAUACUUAUCGCUUUCUGAUAGUCAUGGCUUUAUUUAUAAUUGGGUUUGGCCAUACCAUCAGUAACAAUAGUAGUGCCACGGGAGACAGCACAUUCAACAACAUAGCUAAUUCUGUGGUAGCUGUCUUCUUCUGGACUAGUGGCACCUCUCCCUUGGCACAGGAAAACUUUCUCGCGCUUACAGUGAUAUUGAUAAUGGGCAGCUUGAUACUAGUCACAAUGAUGCAGAAUAUACUUAUAGCUUUAAUGACAGCGGUUGUCGAACUCGUGAAAGAAGAUGAAAAGAAUAUGAUACUGGUAUUAAGGGCUGAAUAUCUAAUUGUAGUUGAAGAAAUGCUUCUCAGUGCAAAAGAGCACAACAAUAGGGAAUGGUUCCCAAAGCACAUAUAUUAUUAUUCUAAUACAGAUUUAGUUAAAAAAUGGCAGAAAAAGGUUAUAGUAAAGACAAGUGUCGAGGAUAGAAUGUUCAAACUAGAAAAUAAGAUUCAAGAGAUUCACGAAAAGUUGGCAGCAAUUCUCGACGCUUUAAAAACAAAUCCAUAG
Paraglomus brasilianum is the source of this 3564-nucleotide messenger RNA. The record is from the annotation of a GenBank genome assembly. Lineage: Eukaryota; Fungi; Glomeromycota; Glomeromycetes; Paraglomerales; Paraglomeraceae.